Messenger RNA from Closterium sp. Yama58-4, 1056 nucleotides. NCBI's taxonomy places the organism in Eukaryota, Viridiplantae, Streptophyta, Zygnematophyceae, Desmidiales, Closteriaceae. The record is from the annotation of a GenBank genome assembly.
AUGCAACCUCUUCUCGUCCGUCCACCCCCCGUCUCACCACCUCUCAACCCACCACCCCUUGCCUCACCACAUCUCGACCCACCACCCCUUGCCUCACCACCUCUCGACCCACCACCCCUUGCCUCACCACCUCUCGACCCACCACCCCUCCUCCAACCACCUCUCGCCCCACCACCCCUCAAUCAUCCUCCCUUCACCCCUCAAGCCUCUCAAAACUCUCGCACCCAUCUCACCCCUCCAGCCUCACCAUCCCCUCAAACCCCUCGCACCCCUCUAUCCCCCAAGACCCCACCAUUAUCUCCAGCCCCUGCUGCCCUGCAUAACCCCACAGCCCCUGCUGCCCUGCAUACCUCCCUUGCAGCCCCUCGCACCCCGCCAUUAUCUCCAGCCCCUGCUGCCCUGGAGGACACCGCAGCCUGGCAGCAGUUGACAGCGUGUGUGCGGCGCUUUCCCCCAGACACCCGCCUGGUGUGCACCCCUCAUAACCUCUCAGCACCCCUGGGAAAUCUCUCCGCACAAGCAGAGAGUCAGGGUGAAAGGCUGCUGGCAGGGAUGGCAGGGCUGGGAGGGGCGGGAUGGGCGGGAUGGCUAGCAGGGCUGGGAAUGCUGAAAGAGUGGGGAGGGGUGAGGAAAGGUGCGAGGGCCACGUGUAUAGGUGAGCGGCAAAAGGCUGGUGUGGACAGUGGUGGAGAUGGGCGGGUGGAGAGUGGUAGAGAUGUGAGGGUGGAGAGUGGUAGGGGAGGGCGGUUGGAGAGUGGUGGAGAUGGGCGGCUAGAGAGGGAGGUGGCUUUGUGGGUGGAGGCGGCGUGCAAGGCGAGAGGGGAGGGCGAGUGGAUGGUGGUGAUGGCGUGUGAGGAUACGGGCGGUGGUAUUCCACCCGACGAGAUGCGCUGGGUGCUCGACCGGUAUGGGGGCGACCCUCACCACUCCGCGUGCUCCCCUGCUGCUGAUGAUGAUGGUGCCAAUGGUGCUGGUGGUGCUGAUGGUGCUAAUGGUGGUGGCGGUGAUGCUGCUGGUGGUGGGCGUGGUGACAGCAAGAAGCAACGAAGAGACGCU